CCCUGCGCGAAGCGAGUUUGUAAUUUUUAAGUAAUUCCUUUAAAAAUGCCGCCCGGAAGGCAAAUUGCGAGCGACAGCGACAUGGAGACCGUGCUGGAGGAGUUCAAGGAGCGCCAGGGGCGCCGGAACAGCAUCGGGUCGGCCAAGUACGCCUGCAGCGUGCCCAAAUGCGAGGCCACCUUCAAGCGGCUGGACCAGUUGGACCGCCAUGAGUAUCACCACACGGGAAUUAAGAAGCACGCCUGCUCGUACGAGGGCUGCGACAAGACGUACUCCAUCGUGACGCACCUGAAGCGCCACCUGCGCAGCACCCACGAGCGUCCCGAGGCGGCGGCCAAGAAGACGGUGAAGUGCGCGCUCGAGGAAUGCGGCAAGAUGUUCAUCUCGGUCAGCAACAUGACCCGCCACAUGCGCGAAACGCACGAGAGUCCGCGCGUCUAUCGCUGCGGCCACUGCGGCGCCAACUUCUCGCAGAAGCUUAAGCUGAAGCGCCACGAGAUCCGGGAGCACACGCUCGAGUAUCCCUUCGCGUGCUCGAAGUGCUCGCGCGGCUUCUACCAGGAGUGGCAGCGGCAGAGCCACGAGCCCAGCUGCAAGCAGUACGAGUGCCCCGGCUGCCCGCUGAAGUUCGACAAGUGGACGCUGUACACGAAGCAUUGCCGGGAGACGUUGCACGGAAGGAAUCGCCACAAAUGCGACCGCUGCGAGUGCGCCUUCGACAAGCCGAGCGAUCUCAAGCAGCACAUCGAGGUGAGGCACAAGGAGGCCAAGGAGAAGCAGCCGGAAGAGGAGUCAGCUUUCACCUGCACCGAGGAGGGCUGCGGCCGGAGCUACUCGUACCUGAGGAAUCUCCGCCAGCACGUGCUGACCGCCCAUUCGGGCCGACGUUUCGAGUGCCAGAGCGUGGACUGCGGUCGCUGCUUCAGCAGUGCCCAGAAUCUGGCCAAGCAUCUGCUCAGGGACCACAGGGAUGUCCAGAAGAGCCAGAAGAAGAGCGACCAGAGGGCCAAGUUGAAUCCCCGCAAGCGCAGGCGCGACGCCGGACGCAGCAAGCACUCGCGCCUGGCCAAGCUGGCCUGCCUGCAGCUGGACAAGGAGGACGAGGAGGCGGUGCGCGAGCGCCAGCCGUUGGCCCUCGAAAAGGUCACCCAGUCGUUGGCGGAAGACCCCGUCGAAGAGCUGCUGGCACAGACGCUUCAGGAAGCAGAGGAAGUGGAGCAGGAGUAAAAGAAAAGGGAAGGAAGGUCAGGUGAAAACCGGAAUGAGGCUG
This is a messenger RNA of Drosophila takahashii, 1270 nucleotides long. Its product is annotated as transcription factor IIIA. The record is from RefSeq and is a predicted model, not a curated record. Gene Ontology annotation, cellular component: nucleus. Lineage: Eukaryota; Metazoa; Arthropoda; Insecta; Diptera; Drosophilidae.